AUGUCAUACAAGCAAUGGAAACAGUUGACUUGCACAACCAAAUAUUCUUAUAUUUCUGAAUGGAGAUUUUACAGAGCAAAGAAAGAAGCUAUGAAGAUACUUGAAGGAAGUGUUAGAGACCAAUUUGUUAUUGUGGAGGACUACUGCAAGCAGAUUUUGGCAACUAAUCCAGGUAGCACAACUUUGUUGAAGACCACCAUGAGAGGUGGUAAGAGGUACUUUGAGAGAGUUUACAUAUGUUUGAAGGCAUGCAAGGAUGGAUUCAUAAAGGGGUGUAGGCCUUUGAUAGGCUUGGAUGGAUGUUUUCUUAAAGGAUAUUGUAAGGGUGUAUUGCUUGCAGCUGUAGGAGUGGAUGGGGAGAAUUCAUUGUACCCCAUAGCUUAUGCAAUAGUGGAGAAGGAGAACACAGAGACAUGGAAGUGGUUUGUGGAGAUAUUAAAGGAAGAUUUACAAGUUGAAAAUUCAUCAAAAUUCACAUUGAUGAGUGAUAGGCCGAAAGGGUUGGAGAAUGCCAUGAAAUCUUUGUGGGAUGGGGCACAUGUGCGAUAUUGUGUGAGACACAUGCAUUCAAAUUUUAAGAAAGAUUUUCCUGGUUUAUUAUUAAAGCAGUUGUUAUGGGCAGCUGCUCGAGCUUCCACUAAAGAAGAGUUUGUGAAAUGCAUGAAAACAAUUAAGGAUGUUAAUGAGAGUGCAUAUAACUGGUUAAUGGCUAAGAAUGCAUCUGAAUGGACAAGAUCACAUUUUGAUGACUCUGUGAAAUGUGAUAUGGUGUUAAACAAUAUGUGUGAGAGUUUCAACUCCGCUAUACUUGAAGCUAGAGACAAGGCUGUUGUCACGCUCCUAGAGAAGAUUAGAUUCUGGUUGAUGGUUAGAUUUUGCCAAAAGAGGGAAAGCGUCAACAAAUGGAGAGAUGGGAUUAGCAAGCAGAUAUGGGAUCUCCUUGAGAAAAAUAAAGAGGUAGCAAAAAAAUGUCACACAAAUAGAGCAAAUGCAUUUAACUUUCAGGUUACUCACGAGACUGAUGGGUCCUUUGUGGUAGACCUAAUUGCUCUCACAUGCACUUGUAGGAAGUUUGAGUUGAAUGGUUUGCCUUGUAGUCAUGCAGUGGCAGCCAUUUGGAAAAGAGGGCUCAAUGUGCUAGACUAUGUGCAUGACUACUACAAGAAAGAGAGCUUCAUACAUGUGUAUGAAGGGGUUGUGCAACCUAUGCCAAGUCCGAAUAAAUGGCCAUCUUCAAGCAAUGCUCCAAUCCUUCCACCUCCCGAAUACAAACUUCCUGGUAGACCAAAAAAGUCUAGGAAGAGGGAGGUAGAUGAGCCCCCUGUUGGUGCCACAAAAUCUAACAGACAUGGAUAA
Messenger RNA from Humulus lupulus (European hop), 1356 nucleotides. RefSeq lists its product as uncharacterized. Lineage: Eukaryota; Viridiplantae; Streptophyta; Magnoliopsida; Rosales; Cannabaceae. Gene Ontology annotation, molecular function: zinc ion binding. The transcript has 2 exons. The record is from RefSeq and is a predicted model, not a curated record. Bases 1 to 1356 code for a protein of 451 amino acids.